AUCUAUUUGAACUGCUACUGGCCAUAACUAGCUACGUAGGCAGGCCUUUUGACCAUUGAUGUUGGCAAGCUAGCUUGCUGAGUACUAACAAAGACCGGCUGAAACCGAAGAGUAUGAAGAUGGGCUAGAACUGCUUCUCCAAUAGAAAUCCCCGACCACACUUGUGGGCGAUGUCAUGGCGACGUUGGCUAGUUAAGCUCAUGCGUGUGAGUGCAGGCCGUCGAAUCAAAGCCAUUCCGAUAUGAAGUCGUUUUUUACUCAAUUCAAAUGUAAUUGUCACUUUCACGAGGUUGGAGUAUUAACAUGUUCACAUAUUUAAUACAUUGGCUCGAAUCUAGAUUGUGCGCUCAGAUUUCGAGAAAAUUAACUAAGGAAUCAUUUUUCACUUCUCAAACCUUGCCCCUCUGGGUUGGUAGCAGUGUUGCCAACUCGUUUUCAGGUCAUGGGGGAGGUUGAGUUGUCCUGUCUCGCCUAUGUGAAGAUGUACCUGCACGCCUGUCUGUUUCCACGGUGCAGUGUCAAUGGGCUGUUGUUGUCAUCCAGCCCAGCAGGUGGCGCUGUGUGUGUGACAGACUGCGUUCCCUUGCUUCACACUCACCUACCAUUAGCUCCCAUCACUCAGCUGGCUCUCACACAGGUGGAUGUAUGGUGUGCACAGACACAGCAGAGGAUUGUAGGUUACUACCAAGCCAACGCCUGUGUGUCAGACAGCAGCCCUACGCCAUGUGCAUUGAAGAUUGCAGACAAGAUCGCAGAGCAGUGUAACAAUGCAGUUUUGUUAAUGAUUGAUGGUGGAAAGAUGUCUCCUGACUACAGGGUGCCUCCCAUCGUGAUGUAUGAGCGAAAAGAUACCCGCUGGACCCUCAAAGACAAACACACGAUAAUGCUGCGGCAGUGGGAGGAGACUCGGGACAUAGCCAGUCAGCUGCUGGACUCUGGAGAUCACUCGUUAUUAGUUGAUUUUGACAGCCAUUUGGACGACAUCACUAGGGACUGGACAAAUCAGAAACUGAAUGCCAAAAUAGCAGAGCUUGUCUCACCAGCCAAUGGUAAUGUUUGAAAUAAGCUUGUAGAUAACUAACUUUUGAGUAACAUCUUUCAAAUUUAAAUAGUUGGAAUUAUAUACGGUAUGUCUUAAACCUGCUGAAACUACACAUAUUUAGUUAAGAAUCUUAUUUUUAUUAUUACCAUCUAACAGCCAAAUAAGCACAUCAUCCACGAUAAUUUCAAAACAUGAAAUAGAUUUUUAAUACGGUCAGGCAGAACAGUGACAACACAAGACAUGCAUAAAUAACUGAAAUAUUGACAGAUCUGUGCAGUCUUCCACCUAACAACAUUCUCAGUCCAGAGUGUGCCUUGUGUCAAACCCAGCAGCCAUGUUGUUAACCCGCUUACAACCAUUAACAAAGCCGUGCUCAUAGUUCAAUGGCUGCCAAUGGCAUCACAACAUUACGUACAUCCUGACCCACUGCUUUCAGAGUGUGUAAGCUUAUCAACUCAUUAAACUACAUCUACAAACUA
Molecule: messenger RNA, 1521 nt
Organism: Oncorhynchus tshawytscha (Chinook salmon)
Lineage: Eukaryota; Metazoa; Chordata; Actinopteri; Salmoniformes; Salmonidae
Gene: emc9
Product: ER membrane protein complex subunit 9
Exons: 6
Coding region: 443-1060 (205 amino acids)
Cellular component (GO): EMC complex
Source: RefSeq, a predicted model, not a curated record